Molecule: messenger RNA, 5788 nt
Organism: Passer montanus (Eurasian tree sparrow)
Lineage: Eukaryota; Metazoa; Chordata; Aves; Passeriformes; Passeridae
Gene: SH3PXD2B
Product: SH3 and PX domains 2B
Exons: 15
Coding region: 72-2861 (929 amino acids)
Biological process (GO): superoxide anion generation
Cellular component (GO): cytoplasm
Molecular function (GO): superoxide-generating NADPH oxidase activator activity; phosphatidylinositol binding; protein binding
Source: RefSeq, a predicted model, not a curated record
CGCGCUGCAGCCUCCGGUGCCGGCGGGCAGCGCCACAGCGUCCCCGCUCCCCGAGGGGCACGGCAGCGGCGAUGCCCAGGCGGAGCAUCGCCGAGGUGAAGGUGCUGGACGUGCAGAAGCGGCGCACCCCCAACAAGCACUAUGUGUACAUCAUCAGGGUCAGCUGGUCCAAUGGAGCCACCGAGGUCAUCUACCGCCGCUACAGCAAGUUCUUCGACCUGCAGAUGCAGAUGCUGGACAAGUUCCCCAUGGAAGGAGGCCAGAAGGACCCCAAGCAAAGGAUCAUCCCCUUUCUGCCAGGGAAGAUCCUCUUCCGCCGGAGCCACAUCCGCGACGUCGCAGUCAAACGGCUGAUCCCCAUUGAUGAGUACUGCAAGGCUCUGAUCCAGCUGCCCCCCUACAUCUCCCAGUGUGAGGAGGUGCUGCAGUUCUUCGAGACACGGCCCGACGACCUGACCCCCCCCAAAGAGGAGCCCAUUGGAAAGAAGAGGUCUGGGAUUGUCCAGAGAACGGCCUCUUUCCUGCAGAGAGGAGCUGACUGUGCCUCGGCUGAGCCCCUGGUGCUGGAGCAGUAUGUCGUGGUGGCCGACUACCAGAAGCAGGAGAGCUCGGAGAUCAGCCUGUGCGUGGGCCAGGUGGUGGAGAUCAUUGAGAAGAACGAAUCAGGCUGGUGGUUCGUGAGCACGUUGGAGGAGCAAGGCUGGGUGCCAGCCACCUGCCUGGAGGCCCAGGAUGGAGUCCAGGAUGAGUUCUCAAUGCAGCCUGAUGAAGUGCCAUGGAGAUACUGGUCCCUGCCCAGGCACCUUGGCCGCCGCCGGACUCUUGGGGACUUGUACACCCCUGGAUGGGGUCAAGAGGAGAAGUACACGGUGAUUUACCCCUACACUGCAAGAGACCAGGAUGAGAUGAACCUGGACAAAGGGGCCGUGGUGGUGGUGAUCCAGAAGAACCUGGAGGGCUGGUGGAAAAUCAGGUACCAGGGCCAGGAGGGCUGGGCCCCUGCCUCCUACCUCAGGAAGGGGAAUGGAGAUGUGUUCCCACCGAAGCUGGGCUCGGGCUCCUCGGCUCACUCCAGUGCCCUGGAUCUGGAUGGCAUCUCCAGGCAGCAGCUGCUGGCCAGCAGGGACAAGGACGGGCUGGGGGGACAGAGGGACAGCAGGCUCGAGAGCCGGCCCCUGCCCAGCGCCGACAUCCGCCGCAAGUCACCAAAGAUGAGGCAGAGGCCACCUCCCCGCCGAGACCUCACCAUACCCCGUGGUCUGAACCUGCCUAAGCCUCCUGUGCCCCCUCAAGUGGAAGAGGAAUAUUACACCAUUGCUGACUUCCAGACCACCAUCCCUGAUGGAAUCAGCUUCCAGGCAGGAAUGAAAGUAGAGGUUAUUGAGAAGAACCUGAGUGGCUGGUGGUACAUCCAGAUCGAGGAGAAGGAGGGCUGGGCCCCUGCCACCUUCAUUGAUAAGUACAAGAAAACCAGCAACGCCUCCAGGCCCAAUUUCCUGGCCCCCCUUCCCAACGAGAUGGCGCAGCUGCGGCUCGGUGACACCGAUGGCAGUGCCAGCGAGGAGGUGACAGGGCCCUGCCGACCCCUGCCAGAGGCUCCUCCCAACGGCAUGGACUGCACUGGCAGGUGGGGCAAGGACUGGAAGGGGAAGGAGGCUCCUGACAGCGGGGACCUGUCGUUUGCUGGGGGCUACGAGGAGAUCUCGGACCGCGACACGGAGGAGAAGCCCAGCCUCCCACCCAGGAAGGAGUCCAUCAUCAAAUCAGAAGGAGAGUUACUAGAGAGACAGAGGCCUCCCCCCAAGCCCCCAGGCAUGAUUUUGCCCAUGAUCCCACCCAAGCAAUCAGCAGCCCCAAAGGACAACAAGAAGCCAGAGCUCAAAGGGGAGAAGGGCAAACUCUUCCAGCUGAAAAACGAAAUGGGGCUGGAAUGUGGACACAAGGUGUCGGCCAAGGAGGUGAAGAAGCCAAACCUCCGGCCCAUUGUCAAGCCAACCAAGCCAAAAGCUGAGCCUGUGGAGGACAAACCUGAGCCCAUCACCCAGAACCCGUUCUUGAAGUCAAGACCUCAGAUCAGGCCAAAACCCGCCGCGUCCCCCCGGACUGAGCCACCCCCAGCCGAUGACAAACUGGACAUUUGCAGCCUGCGGAGCAAGCUGAGACCUGCCAAGUGCCCAGAGAAGCCCUUGGAGCAGGACCCCACUGCUGGGGAAAGCUCCUUCAGCAAUGCCGUGAUCUCCUCGGAGCCUUGCGGGCGGUUUCCAGAGCGGCCGGGCACGGAGAGCAAAGCCCUGCCCAGGCUGGACGUUGCCCCCAAAGAGGCACUGCCCAAAUCUCCCCUGGGCCCGGCAAGCCCCCCGUGUGCCAGGGACGCCCCUCCGCAGCGGCCUGUGGUGCCACCUCGCAGGCCACCCCCUCCCAAGAAGAUGGGGGCUCCUCUCUCCGUCCCCGCCGAGCCCCGGGCCCCGGCACGGGAAGCUGCCGAGCUCAGGCCCUCGGCGGUGCCAGGGAGGCCCAUGCUGGUCCCUCCCAAAGCCAAGCCCUUCCUCUCUGCCUGCAUGCAAGAUGAAGCCAAAGCCAGGAGCAGCAUAAACCCAAAGGUCAUCUCCAAGCCCGUGGAGAGAGGGGAGGCCAAGGAGAGGCCCUCAGGCCCCGGCUCCGGGCCGGACAUCUCCAGGGAAGCUCUCUACGUGGCAGUGGCGGAUUUUGAAGGUGACGAGGAGACCAACAGCUUCAGAGAAGGGACUUUGUUUGAAGUUUGUGAGAGGAACAGCAGUGGCUGGUGGUUCUGCAGGGUCCUGGCAGGGGGGCCGUGCUGGGAGGGCUGGAUCCCUUCCAAUUACCUGAGGAAGAAGCCAUAGCUGCUCCUCGGCCUGCACAGCUGGAGGCUCCCUGGUCUCUCACCUGAGUAUUUAAUGAGCAGAUUAAUUUAUAGUUUUCUGUAAGGCUGGCUUUAAAAGAAAAGAUAAUAAUUGGAGAUCCCACGCCUCCCAGCUGGAGCCCCUUGGCAGCAGCUGGAGGAGGCAGCUCGGCCUCCCCUCCUCAUCCCUGUGCUCCCUGUACCCACCCUCCUCCUCACAUUCCCCAAAGGACUUGGCUCCCGUGGUUCUCUAUGCUGGGGAGAUGGACCUGGAGUGACAUUUUGCCACCUCUGUGGUGAACUGGAGAGAAAUCCAGCAGCAGCCAGGUGGAGUGGUACCAGUGGUGGAAAUCACAGAAGGAUUUGCCUUUCCCUGAAGCUCAGGGUCACGGCCAAGAGUUGCAGGUCAUGUUGCUUAGUCCAGUGGCGUAGCAGAGCCACGAGAAAUGUGGCAAAAAAGAGGAAAUGAUUGCUGAGAACAGGUUCCUGUAGCUCUGUCUCUGGUGUGCCAUGCUCCCUCUGCACGGAGAUCAUCCCUUGGUCCUUCCCUGCUCAACAAUGACAAGUGUUAACUUCAACAUCCUCCUGGUGGAAAAAAAUAGGGAAAAAUACACCUUCAUUUAACAGGUCCUGCUGUGCUGGUCCAGAACAGCUCUCAGGCUUCUCCCCUGCAGUACUGCAACCAAACAUCAGAGGGGUUUUGCUUCCGGAGCUGAGGAAUUCUAUGCAAGGUACAGAGGACCAGAACGACCCCAAAAACCCUGGAAAAGGGAUGCUUUGCUCUCGUCCCCACACAGACUGCCCUGCCUGUUGGACUAGGAGGGGACCACCCCUUGCCAGGACCCACUGAGCUCCCCAGGCUGGCGGGCAGCAGCCAGGAGCUGGGUCCUUCCCUCGGUGCUGAUAUUACCAAGUGCAAUCCAGAAUGUGGGAGCUCAGCUCCUCAUCACCACCACUUCUGAGGUGUGUCUGGUGCUCAGGGGCUGCCUGCCUUGUUUGUCACCCCACCUGCCUGCCCUCCAGGUACUUGCAUUUCACCCUGUGGGCCAGGUUGGCUUGGAGGGGCUUCUGGGCAAGCAGAGCCUGGGGUUUUUCCAUGCUGACAUUCCUGCCUCGCCCUCAGUGCUGCUUAUCCCAGCAGGAGGAUGAGCUGUUGUUCCCCAGAGCUGUUUUCUUCCUUUCUGUCCUUGGCUAUUUGCAGCUUCAGGGCCACAUUUCUCUCCAGAAGAGCUUUAAGCCCGGAUAUCUGUGGGUUUCACAGAGUCACAGAAUUGUUGGGGCUGGAAGGGACCUCUGGAGAACAUCCAGUCCAGCAUCCCUGCCAAGGCAGGGGCAGGUUUGGUGUUGACCAAGCCCUGUUGCCCUCUCUGGUCUAAUUGCAAGUGUGAGCAAUGCAGCCACAUUGUUUUGCUGCUGAAAAUAAUGACAGUUUUCCCUCUCAUUUGAGGCUGCCUGAAUUGAAGGAGCAUUCUCCACUCCCCCAGAUGCUUGCUUCCUUCUCUGUCCAUAUUUUCCACCCUGGGAAUGUGAAGAUCCCUCUGUCUGCAUACAGAAGAGAACAGUGGUCCCAGGAUCAUUCUGGGAGGGCCAUGGGGCAAUUUGAUCUGAUAGAGAAAUCCUGACCAUCCUCAUAUCCAGAAGCCCCAAAAUUAAUUUUUAGCCAUGGGGAUUCACGCACCCCGGUGUGUGGCUGAUUGCUCUCCCUCCCACCUGCGGUUUUCUCCGGUGGCACAUCAGCCCCUGAUGGGGCUGACUCACCUGAGCUGGCAAAAAGCACCGCAUUUGCAAGCCAGUGCAAUAACAAAGCUGCUUGCUGGCACGUCGGGAGGUGUUGAUGUGCUCCCGGGAGAGCUGCAGGGUGGGAUAGGACAGCGCUGCCUUCGCUCUGCCUGGCUCCACUCAAUCCCUUCUGCUUUGGAAAGGAGUGGGGACAGGGUGAGUUAAAGCAGAGCUGCUCCACGGCCAGAUGCAGCUCCCACAGUAUGUGGGAAGGGCUGGACCUGCAUCCCUGCUCUUGACACAGGCUGUGUGUCCUUUUCCCAGGCUGUGUGUCCUUGCCCUGCCUUUGCUGAAUGGCCUUUUCAUCUCAGCUCUGUCUCAGAGACCUCUGUGGCCUGGCUGUCCUCAGAGAGGGCUGUGCUCUUUGUGUGGUCUAGCCUCUGAAGGAGGGCUGUCCCCUCUCCCCUCCCAGCCUGAGCCUGGAACUGCUCGUGCUCCAUUCCCCUGACACAAGUACUGUAUUUGGCUGGCUGAGCGCGGGGCAGGAUGGCUCCCUGCUUCCCAAAGAGCUUCCAAGAGGGAGUGCCCCGCUGGGAUUUCCCUCAGGAGGUGCCCACACCUGCAGCCUUACCCCUUCCCCACUCUCCUGGCUGCCAAGGGGCCGUGGGCUGCCUGAGCUCCAGAUGCCAGGAGCCACUGGGCUGGCAGGGCUUUGUGCCCCUCUGAUUUGUGCCCCCAGUCCUGCAGCCACCUGUGCCCCAAGCCAGGCUGCCUCUCCUCCCUGUCUACCUCGUGAGGAGGAGGAGGGUGGCCAAAAGCACCCCAAAGUCAGGGGCACCCCCCAGCAGCCACAGCCCAGCCUCCCAGAGCAGCCCUGAGAGCAGGGGCUGUGCCAGGGGGGCACUGCCGUGGCUUGGGGGCCAGGAGCUGGGAUCUGGGGACAUCCUGGGUGGGCAUCAGCCCUGCAGUGCCCGGCUCUGCCAGGCUCCCAAAGCCCAUUUGUUUGUCCAUGUGUCUCUAUAUUAUGUAAUGUGUAUAAAUCUCCAUUACUGUGGGUGGGUGGGGGGCAGCAGAAGGUAGAUGUAGCUGUGUCCAUGCCCUGUCUAUACCUUCACCUUUAAGGGAUGGAUUUUUAUUUUUUUUUUAUUUCCUGGGUUUGGGGUUUUUUUCUUUUGUUUUCUUUUUUUUUUUUUAAGAAACAAAAAUAAA